CAGUUCGAAGUCAUCGUCAGUCAUCGUGGUCAGUACCUGAUUGUGUGCUGUGGUUUGUGGUGGUUGUUUCUAGUUUUCGUGUGCGGGCUCCGUUUUCCGUAUUCUCUUUUAAGUGGUGUCACAUUUCGACGUAAGGCAGGACAUUUCGGUACAUUUCUGUUGUAGGCGAAAGGGCAGAAGAGAUUAUGUAUUCUCAAGCCCCACCUCAAGCACCGAAGGCCGAUGUCGGCUACCUCCAGGGUCUCUUCAGGAAUGUCGACAAAGAUCGAAGUGGAAACAUAAGCGCAACGGAGCUCCAGAGUGCCCUGUCAAAUGGAACUUGGAAGCCAUUCAACCCAGAAACAGUGCGAAUGAUGAUAGACAUGUUUCGUUCACCAGGCAUGUUUGACCGCAGCCGAACUGGCACAGUCAACUUCGACGAAUUUGUCUCUCUCUGGAAUUACAUCACCAACUGGCUCAACUGCUUCCAGAGCUUUGACAAAGACCGUUCCGGUGCCAUAGACAAGGGCGAACUCACUGAGGCUCUCACUAAGUUUGGCUAUCGUCUCAGUGAACCAACCAUGAGUAUGCUGCUUGUCAAGUUUGACAGGGAUGGAAAAGGCUCUAUAAACUUUGAUGACUUCAUCCAGUGCUGUGUGACAUUACAGACUUUGACAGCGGCUUUCCGGCAUUACGACACCGACCAAGAUGGGUGGAUCACCAUUGGCUACGAAGAUUUCCUCAAGCUUGUAUUUAGCCUGCGGAUGUGAUGAUUGAUUGCAUUCUGUUAACAUACUGAUAGACUGCUGCAUUCAUUCCACCUAUUCUUUUACGGACACAAUUUCUUCUAUGUGAUCUGCCCACAUCCUGUGCUGGCAUUUGUAUGGGAUGGUUGGCCUGCGAUUAUUUUAAAAAGUAUAUCUGGAUGUUUGCUUACUGUAUCUAAAAAAAGAUUGCCAGCUGAAUUUUCGCACAGUUUUCAACCAACAAUAAAUUUGUCAGAGUGCUUUUAUCCUUGAUCUGUUUAUAUAUAUAUUAUUAAAUAUAUGUGUGUGUGUGUGUGUGUUUGUGUGUGUGUGUAGGAAAGCAGAUGACUUAAGUAGGGAUGGGCGAAUAGUGAAUUUGAGGUUCGAAGCGGAUCCGAAGCGAAUAGUGAUUUGGUCGAAUAACGUCGAAUCGAAUAGUUCGAAUAGCAUGUACCACAUAUUAUUAUGUGGUACAUGCUACAUACAUGCUACAUGCCGCCCGUCCUGUCGUGUGUUUCUUUGCUUUGUGUAUGUGCUCUUUCGCGGCUAAAAGAUGUCACUAAGCAAGUACCAACUAGGCCAACAAACAGUCUUGUUAAAAAUAUUAUGAAAAAUGAACAUUUUUGUCGUGACCUUUGCACAAUAUUUUUUAGGAUUGGAGCUAGGUAUGAGUGAAUGUCACUUUUUUGGUUUGAAAUGAAGUGGAAGAAACCUUGAAUAGUAUCAAAAUUUGAAUAGCAGUAGGGUGCAAGUUAUAAGUGAUACAAUACGUUAAAAUUUAAAAAUUGCUAUACUUAGCGCAUAUAAGCCCAUAUCACACACUUUUAAACUUAAAAAAAUAUGUACAUUUAACCUUGAAGUGUGGCUUCGCGGCAGUGCAGAUUCCCCUUGGGUGGGUGGUUUCACGGCACAGCAACCUUACGCUGCAGUGAAACCACCUUUACAGGGCGUUAUGUGCGGUUAAACAUGCAUAUAUUCGUUCAUUUCGAAUACUUCGAAAUUUUGAAUAAUAUAAAUUCGUAUCGAAGUGAAUUCGAAUACUUUAAUAUUCGUUCGAAUAUUCGAAACGCCCGAAUAUUUGCCCAUCCUUACUCUUAAGGGCUCGUUUUUCUUUGUUAGACACAAUAUUAAUGAGAACUAACUGACAAUAACGCCAAGGAAAGUAUAGGGGGUGUUGUCUGUAAUAUUUAGAAUAUAAAUGUGAAGAAAGUAAAGUGGACGAAAAGAUAACUUGCCGCUGGCAACCGAACCUGCGACCUUCGAGUAACACAUCCAAUGCUCUACCACUGAGCUAUGGCGGCGGUCAUCCUCCCGUCCACUUUAUGGGGUAUAUAUGUGCAUUUAAACCUAGGAGUGUUAGUCAGCACCAAUUGGAGCCAUGGUGGCGAGUGUGGAACACUCUUUUUUCUGCCUGUUGGCGUCAAUGAAGAUAACUUGCCACCGGUCCCUGCCGGCGUUAAGUAAUCUUUUCGUCCACUUUACUUUCUUCACAUUUUAUAUUCUAAAUACUACAGAUAACACCCCCUUGGCGUUAUUGUCUGUCAGUUCUCAUUAAUAUUGUGUGUGUGUGUGUGUGUGUGUGCGCAAGAAUCUGCCCUGUUUAUGGCAGUUGCUUUGCACACAGCUGGAGCACCAUUGAUGUUGCAGUAGUGAGUGUGCUGUUGUUUCAGAAGUAACAGAUGAAGUGAUGUUUUUCAUAGAUAAUCUAUGCACAGCACUAAUUGUAAAUGCUCAGUAAAGAGAAAGAAAGUGUGAACAACAUGCGUUAAAAAGGCCAUGAUGAUGUGUAGUGCAGCAUACAUUACAUUAUAUAAAUACCACUGUGACCACAACAUUAACCAUUUUUAGGUUAUAAAAAAAGUGGAGAAAUAUGGUCAUUGCACUGUUGGAGCUAAAUCUCUAUUUGUGCUACGUUAGGACGACUGGGCAUCCCGUCUGUGUGGGUGAAGGCGCAUGUGCGCUUCUAAUAAAAUUUUCACUGCUGCUGUCAUUAAGCUUACCCCUUAUUUUUGUAACUGCAACUGCCAACUAUUUGCUGCCAUGUACAUACAGAAAAUUGGUCCUUAUACGUUGAAAUGUUUGUGCUAUUCUUUCAGGGAUAAAUAUUACUGAUGUGAAUGUUGUGGACAAGCACAUCAUUUGAGGAACACACUGUGAGAAGCGGAAGAUAAACCAUAUUUUAAGGGAGUAUUAAAUGAAGCAUUUCCGUGUUCUAGAUUUUUUUAUGGCACUUGUGAUAUAUUCCGCACUUUAAAAAAUAAACAUGUGCUAGCAAGGGA
Messenger RNA from Rhipicephalus sanguineus (brown dog tick), 3004 nucleotides. RefSeq names its product programmed cell death protein 6. Lineage: Eukaryota; Metazoa; Arthropoda; Arachnida; Ixodida; Ixodidae. Bases 186 to 749 code for a protein of 187 amino acids. Gene Ontology annotation, molecular function: calcium ion binding. The transcript is spliced from 6 exons. The record is from RefSeq and is a predicted model, not a curated record.